Molecule: messenger RNA, 2741 nt
Organism: Danio aesculapii
Lineage: Eukaryota; Metazoa; Chordata; Actinopteri; Cypriniformes; Danionidae
Gene: frmd5b
Product: FERM domain containing 5b
Exons: 14
Coding region: 180-1895 (571 amino acids)
Cellular component (GO): cytoskeleton
Source: RefSeq, a predicted model, not a curated record
CAUUGGCAUAGAACCACCACCGGCAGAGGAGACCACACCGUCCAGCCCAAAGGAUAACGAUGGGGAGCGAUGACUCAAAAGGGCUUGUGGUCAGCGAGAAGGGUCUGUCUGACAUGUCUGCAGUGAGUGACAUGUUGCGCUUGUCCUAAACGCUCGUGCGUCUCUACUGACUGGCCAAUAUGUUGAGCCGCCUGAUGAGUGGCAGCGAUCGGAGUCUUGACAGGGAAUUCAACUGCACGGUGCGACUGCUGGACGACUCGGAAUACACUUGCACGGUUCAGAGGGAUGCAAAAGGUCAUUGGCUGUUUGAGCAGGUCUGUCAGCAUCUGAAUCUGCUGGAGAAAGACUACUUUGGCAUCCGAUUUGUGGACCCAGACAAGCAAAGGCAUUGGCUGGAGUUCAGCAAACCAAUUACCAAACAAAUGAGAUCUCAUCCACCGUACACUAUGUGUUUACGUGUAAAAUUCUAUCCCCCGGACCCUGCGGCCCUUAAAGAAGAGAUCACUAGAUACCUGCUCUUCCUACAGAUUAAAAGAGAUUUGUAUCAUGGCCGACUCCUGUGCAAAAGUUCAGACGCUGCUACGCUGGCUGCAUUCAUACUGCAGGCUGAGAUUGGAGAUUAUGACCCGGGAAAGCAUCCGGAAGGUUACAGCUCUAAGUUUCAGUUUUUCCCUAAGCAUUCUGAGCGCCUGGAGCGCCGCAUUGCUGAGAUCCACAAAUCUGAGCUGACUGGUCAGAGUCCUGAAACAUCUGAGCUGAAUUUCUUAAGGAAAGCUCAGACUCUAGAAACAUAUGGAGUAGAUCCACAUCCCUGCAAGGAUGUGUCUGGCAAUACAGCAUUUCUCGCAUUCACCCCAUUUGGCUUUGUGGUACUGCAGGGUAACAGGAGGAUUCACUUCCUAAAAUGGAAUGAGGUGACCAAACUGAAGUUUGAGGCAAAGACAUUUCAUAUAUAUGCAACUCAUCAAGAGGAUCAGAAGAUUAUCUUGACUUACUUUGCUCCAACACCUGAGGCCUGCAAGCAUUUAUGGAAGUGUGGAGUGGAAAACCAAGCCUUCUAUCAGUUUGAGAAAUCCAGUCAAGUUCGCACCGUAUCCAGUAGUAAUCUUUUCUUCAAAGGGAGCCGUUUUAGAUAUAGUGGUAAAGUGGCCAAAGAAGUGAUGGAACAGAGUGCCAAAAUCAGACGAGAGCCCCCAGAGAUCCACAGAGCUGGGAUGGUCCCCAGCAGGAGUUGUCCAUCCAUCACACAUGGCCCACGACAGAGCAGCGUUCCCCGAACGCGGAGGAGAGCCGUCCACAUUUCCAUCAUGGAAGGUUUGGAAUCAUUGCGUGACAGUGGUACCUCCACACCAGUCCGAUCCGUCUCCAAUGCCAAUUCAUUCCUGCGCUCCCAAGGAAAUGGAGCAGAAGGAGGAAACGGGACAGCAGAAUUUUCGGAGGACUCCUACAGUCCCUCUGACAGCGUUCUUCCCACACCGGUGUCCAACGACCCAUCAGACCCGGCUCAGGUUCGCCACACGAAUGGCCCUCGGAGCGUCCAAGAGGAAGGAGGAACAGAACUGUGCUCUCAGAGCCAAGCCAGACCACAAGGCGUCAAACCUAAAGGGAAGCGCUCACACCUGGAGAAGAGCCGGCCAACCCAACAAAGCCCAGAGGAAGGGGUGAAUCAAUUCAUCUGUAGUUUGGCCCGACUAUUCUUAGUGACUCUGGCUCUGCUCUUUGCCCUUCUUCUACUUCUUAUUGUGCUCACAGAGUCUGAGCUGGACUUGGCUUUUCUUAGGGACAUCCGGAGGACACCCGAAUUCCAGCAGUUCCACUAUGAAUACUUUUGCCCACUCAGGCGCUGGCUGGCCUGUAAGCUGCGCUGGAUGGGUGGGCAUCUCGUUAAUAAAUGAAUGAGAUGUGGGACGUUCUAAGCAUUAAUAUCAUGAAAAACGAAAUGAAAUUAUUAUUAUCUACAUAGCCAAAGCCGUGGACUUCCCAAUAUCAUGCCAAGACGAGAAUACUGUGUAUGUUUCAGCUCUAGCUAUUGUGAAAUUGUUCUUUGCAGCACUACUUUGUAGUUGGGUAAAAAAAGGUUUGUAGCUCUUUAAAUGCUGCUGUCACCAACUCAACCUUUAUUUAUUAUUUAAAUAUAAUCUACACUCAAGCAGACUGUGACCAGAAAGACCUCAUACUGCAGUUAAAGACACUGAUGCCUUUAUUGGUUAGACAAUAGACAGGGGCCGGGAUAGCCAGUAAAAGGAUAGGUCGUACAAAUAUUGUGUGUUUACUCAUCCUCAUGAGGUUCCAAACCCAAAGAUUUGGAUUAGUGUGGAAAUACAAUAUUUUUGUCCCUCCAUUGGAAUUCCAGGUAACUAAAACAUAGAAGUUACAAAAAUGUUGUAAAAUUAAUUCACUUUAACUUACACAUUUAAUACAAGUCUUACAAAGAGAUAAGAUCACUUUAUAUGAUGCACUGAUUAAUACAGGAUUAAUACAGGAGAUCACAAGUAAACAAGGGAAACUUUUGGUCAGUUGGUCAGAGAACUUUGUGCUUUUUAAUAUUAUUUGUCCAGGAAUAACACAUCUUGUAAUGUAAAAAUGUAGUCUGUAGAUGGAGAGGAGUUUUUUGUUUGUGUGUAGCUGUUUGAAUGCAUUCAACCACACAAGUGAAAACAUAAAAGCAAUCUGGUCAAAUGUGUUCAAAUCAUUUUCACACCUAUAGAUUGCUUGCCUUGUUUCAGAUUACACUGUAAAAA